AUGAAAAGAUUCGUUUCAAUCUUAUUGAUUGCCUUGUCAUUGGCAAUUCUUGCACUUUCCUUCACUUCAGGAGUUUCUGCAGAAGAAUCAACAACUGCUGCCUCAACACUUUCCUUGUACAUUAGAAAGAAUAAUAACAAGAAGAGAAAUCUCAAGAGAUUCAGACACAAGAAGAGAAAGAACAAUAGAAAGCUCAACAAGUACAUUGACACUUAUGGAAGAAAGAGAAGAGGAUGGAAGAGAUUUGGAAAGAAGAGAGUUAUCAGAAAGAAGAUUGAUGUAUAUGGAAAGAAGAGAAGAUUGAAUAAGAAGAGAAGAAUUGAUACUUAUAGAAAGAAGAAUAGAAAGAAUAGAAAGAAUAGAAGAGGUGGAAAGAAGAAUAAGAAAGUUGACAUCUACAAGCGUAAAUAA
Molecule: messenger RNA, 411 nt
Organism: Naegleria gruberi
Lineage: Eukaryota; Heterolobosea; Eutetramitea; Acrasida; Naegleriidae
Exons: 1
Coding region: 1-411 (136 amino acids)
Source: RefSeq, a predicted model, not a curated record